AUGUUAAUUUGCCAUCGAGACAAUCCUACCAUAACAGGAAUUUGGCAUCAGUUGAAUAGGCACUUUGAGCUGAAGGACCUUGGACAUGUCUGCCACUACCUUGGUAUCGAGAUAGAGAGACCACGUCACGACUGUUUCCUGCUACAUCAGAAGAACAAAAUAGAUGCAUUGCUGGAGAAAUAUCACCUCAGUACUGCUAAGAUCAGCUUCACACCAAUGGAUCCAGACUAUCUGAAGUUUACGGGGGAAGAAGACCUACUGCCCAGCAACGAUCUGUAUCGGAAAGCAGUCGGAGAGCUGCUGUAUCUGAGCACGACGACACGACCUGAUAUCGCCUGCGCAACUGGCAUACUUUGUCGUCGAGUGAGCAGUCCGCGUCAGCGAGAUUGGGGGGCUGUGAAGAAGCUGUUCAGGUACCUGAUGCAUACUCGGGACUUUAAGCUGACCCUUACAGGUCGACAAAGCUUGGACUUGACAGGAUAUGUCGACGCAGACUGGGCCAGCAACGUCACUGACCGGAAGUCAACAAGUGGCUACAUCAUCCUGCUUGGAGAGAGCCCGGUCCAGCAGAAAACAGUCAUCUGUUGCUCUGUCGAGCACCGAAGCAGAGUACAUUUCCGCGGCUUAUGCUUCACAGGAAGUUUUGUAGCUGCGUCCAUUGUUGGAAGAUUUCGGACUAGUCAUUGA
Ornithodoros turicata is the source of this 687-nucleotide messenger RNA. RefSeq lists its product as uncharacterized. The transcript has a single exon. The coding region runs from base 1 to 687 and encodes 228 amino acids. The record is from RefSeq and is a predicted model, not a curated record. Lineage: Eukaryota; Metazoa; Arthropoda; Arachnida; Ixodida; Argasidae.